Molecule: messenger RNA, 642 nt
Organism: Ceratosolen solmsi marchali
Lineage: Eukaryota; Metazoa; Arthropoda; Insecta; Hymenoptera; Agaonidae
Product: low molecular weight phosphotyrosine protein phosphatase-like
Exons: 4
Coding region: 72-545 (157 amino acids)
Biological process (GO): protein dephosphorylation
Cellular component (GO): cytoplasm
Molecular function (GO): non-membrane spanning protein tyrosine phosphatase activity; acid phosphatase activity
Source: RefSeq, a predicted model, not a curated record
GGUUUUUAUUCUUGUUUUCUUUUUUUUUACAAUUUCCAAACGGUACAAUAAAUUGAAAAGUAAUUGACAAAAUGACGGAGAAACAACGAGUACUCAUGGUUUGUUUAGGGAACAUUUGUCGCUCCCCAAUCGCAGAUGCUGUAUUUGCAAGGACCGUUCAAGAAAAAGGAAUCGAUGAUAAGUGGGACGUGGAUAGUGCAGCUUUGAUCGGAUAUCACACUGGCAACAAUCCUGAUCAUCGAGCUAGGGAAACAUUAAAAAAUAAAGGAAUCGCUAAUUAUUCUCAUAAAGCUAGACCGAUAAAGACAGAUGAUUUUAAUAAAUUCGACUGGAUCUUUGGUAUGGAUGAGAGCAAUAUUUCUGAACUUAAUAAGAAGAAGCCUCGUGGAAGUAAAGCCAAAAUUGAACUUCUUGGAAAAUAUGAUCCCCAAGGAGAAACUAUUAUAGUGGAUCCAUAUUAUGAUUGCGAUAACGAUGGUUUUUAUAAAGUUUAUGAACAGUGUAAGAGAAGCGUUGAAGCAUUUUUACAUCAGCAACAAAGUUAGCCUCUUGAAAUUUUAAAAUUGGAUCAAAACACGAGACUUUCGAUCCUCAUCAAAAUAAGUAAUAAGCCUUUUUUAUAAUAAACCAGUGUUGUACAUA